Ruditapes philippinarum (Manila clam) is the source of this 2575-nucleotide messenger RNA. RefSeq names its product THO complex subunit 1-like. The record is from RefSeq and is a predicted model, not a curated record. The transcript is spliced from 19 exons. Gene Ontology annotation, molecular function: protein binding. Gene Ontology annotation, cellular component: THO complex part of transcription export complex. Gene Ontology annotation, biological process: regulation of DNA-templated transcription elongation; mRNA export from nucleus; signal transduction. Lineage: Eukaryota; Metazoa; Mollusca; Bivalvia; Venerida; Veneridae. The coding region runs from base 95 to 2059 and encodes 654 amino acids.
AUUUACUAAAUAUUACUGAUUGUGACCUGUACUGUACGGACAUCGCUGUGGGCGAGACGACCACGAUUUCAUUUAGUAUUCGUAUAGAUGUAGUAUGAUGGCGGCGCCCACAGGAUUUGAUUUCUGUGUCGCAAGAAAUGCAUUUAAUAAAGUCAUUCAUCAAGUUGUAGAUGAAAACUCAUUGGAACCAUAUAAGAAAUUUAUUGACAGCUUUCCAGCAAGUGAGGGUGAGAAGAGGGUGACUAUUGACCAGUCUUUCAGAGACGUUUUAAGAGACCUUACAAGUUCUAACAAUGGUUGUGAGGUAUACAGAAAAUUCAUUUGUCUCACAAUUGAUGCUGUUACAGCAGACCUGUGUACUCCUACAAUACCAUUUAUGUGUAUAACAGAUGUAUUUGAUGUUAUACCCAUUGACCAAUGUGAGGACAUGUUUGGUCUGGUUGAAGAUAAGGUCAAGGUUUGGAAAUCUCAAAUAUUCUAUGAUACAGGGAAGAAUUUCUUGCUGCGAAUGUGCAAUGAUUUGUUACGACGUUUAUCAAAGUCUCAAAAUACAGUGUUUUGCGGAAGGAUUCAACUAUUUUUAUCCAGGUUAUUCCCUCUUGCAGAAAAGUCAGCAUUAAAUCUGAUGAGUCAGUUUAACCUAGAGAAUGUGACGUUGUACAAUCAAGCUAAACCUGAACAAACUGUAGACAAGGAUGGAGAGAAAAAAGAAGCAGAAACUAUGGAAACAGAAGAUGAAGAACAUAAAACAGAGACACCUAUAGACUACAGUUUGUACAGAAAGUUCUGGGCAUUACAAGAUUUCUUUAGGAAGCCAAGUCAAUGUUAUGAGAAAAAAUUAUGGUCAACAUUUCUGACAAAUUCAGAUUCAGUAUUUGAAGCAUUUGCCAGUUCAAAACUUGAUGACAUGAAAUCGUCCAAGAAGAAAGUUGAUCAGAGACGAAAUCUAGAACCAGAUGCUUUCUUUGCUAAAUAUCUCACUAGUGAAAAGUUGUUGAAUCUUCAGUUGAAUGACAGUAAUUUCAGGAGAUAUGUUUUGGUACAAUUCCUCAUUAUAUUCCAGUAUUUAAGUGCCCCUGUCAAGUUUAAAGGUCAAGCUCAUACACUGAGUGAUGAACAAUGUAACUGGAUAAAGUCAUCUUCAGAGAGGAUUUAUCAGUUAAUUAAAGAGACUCCACCUGACGGGGAACAGUUUGCCAAGACUGUGGAACAUAUACUAGAGAGGGAGGAACACUGGAACAGGUGGAAAAAUGAUGGUUGUCCCGAUUUUGAGAAAAAACUUACAGAUGAUGCAAAGAAACAACAAAGAAGAGCAAAAAGACGUCGUAUAGGAGAUGAUUUACAGGCAAGCGGUGGUAAAGUCAUUAAAAUGGGUCAUCCGGAACUAACAAGACUUUGGAAUCUAAAUCCCAAUAAUAUGAAUGCUUGUAAAUCAGAUGACAGGGUAUUUUUACCAACAUUGGAAGAUUUUUUCCAGGAAGCAAUAGAGCAGAAUGAUCCUGAAGCUCAAGUUGAAGAGGAGUACAAGUUAACAAAUGAUCAGACAUUUCAAUGGAAGGCAUUAAGACUGCUGGCGAGACGUAGUCCACAGUUCUUCACAAAUUCUGCCACACCAGCCCAGGAUCUCAAAUCUUAUCUCAAUGGAAUGUUGUCUAAAAUUGCAAAACAAUUACCAAAUCAGCAAAGUGAAGAAAUGAAGACUGACGUUGAAGAUGAAGAAGGUAUUAAAGAAAGUCAAGACGAUGAAGAUAUGAAAAGUACUGAACAAGUUAAAGAAGAGAUGGAGAGUAAAGAAAUAGUUUUAAACAAGCAUAUAAUACGAUGUGUGGCUGAGAAAGUUGGCAAAGAUUGGAAGAAGGUGGCAGUAGAACUUGGCUUUCCUGAGGAUGAUAUAGCUUUCUUUGAGAGUGAAGAUCUUACUGAUGCUGACACUGGAGCUAAAAUACUUACUAUCUGGAUGGAGGAAGACCCUGACAAACAUUCUGCUGCAGCACUGAGGGUGGCAUUGACAGAGGUCGGGCUUCAAGAUGUUGCCAAUAGUCUGACUGGACCAUCCUGAUCUUAUCCUAAAAUUAACUCAAACUGUCUUACUGAAACAAACACUUGUGAACGUUUUUAUUGUUGAACUUGUUUUUGAAACAUUGUUGUGGUCCGAUGUUCUGUGUUUUGCUGAUUUUUAAAGCUUUGAUUGCAACUGAUACAACAAUAAAUUAUUAUAAAAAUGUUGCAAGGAGAGAGUAAAAUAUGUACAGUAACAAUAAAAGCUCAUUGCAAUUCUAUAAUAUGUUUGUGAUAACGGAGAAAUAAAAACUUAAGUUAGUCUAAUUGUAGACAUGUUAUGUUGUCAUGUUUAAAAGUAACUUAUUUACAAUAUUGAUACAGGAAUAAUUUCAUUUUGGAAAUGUGCAUUUACUGCUUGAUAGUUGGGUCAUAUUCUAAAAAUAUGAAUUUUUAAAGUAAAUAUUUGUGAAAUGUAAGUUGAAUAAAUUUGAUUGGACAGUUUAUGUACUGGUAUAUCCAUUUACCAUUGCCAUUUUGUUCAUUUUAAGAUGAUAAUAAAUUGUCUGAAAUCACA